Messenger RNA from Colias croceus (clouded yellow), 722 nucleotides. Its product is annotated as troponin C, slow skeletal and cardiac muscles-like. Lineage: Eukaryota; Metazoa; Arthropoda; Insecta; Lepidoptera; Pieridae. The transcript is spliced from 4 exons. The record is from RefSeq and is a predicted model, not a curated record. Gene Ontology annotation, molecular function: calcium ion binding. Bases 60 to 707 code for a protein of 215 amino acids.
UUCUCUGUUGUACUUUUGAAUAUUAAUUAUCAAUAAAUUAUUAUACCAGUUUACAAAAGAUGGGAACAUUUGAUGUUUAUGAUCCAUUGAGAAAUGUCAAUAUAAAUUUUACUGAAGAGCAAUUAAUAGAAAUUUCAGAGUGGUUUGAUGCAACUUCUAAGCCGCGUUUGGUUAUAAACAAUGGAGAUCCCAUAAAUGUUAUAACUAUAGACGAUCUCAAACAGUUUUUGGAGCUUAAAAAAAUUCAUAGAAGAAGUUUUCAUUAUCCAUCCUAUGGAGAAAUUAUGAUUGAAGCAGAAAAAUUAAAAGCUGGUGUAUCAAGAAUGUUAACAAAAGAACAAAUGAUUUAUAUGUUGAAUAAAUGGACGUUGAUACCAAAUUUAAAACACGAAUUAAAAUUAGCUUUUAAGGUUUUCGACACCGAAAAGAGAAGUUUUCUAGACAUAGAAGAAAUAAAAGUAAUUGUGAAUACCUAUGGUGAUGUUUUUAAUGAAUCGGAAACUUUAGAAAUGUUACGUGACGCAAAUGUGUCUGGAAAUGGAAAUGUGUUCUAUGAGGAAUUUGUUGAAAGUCUUUUUAGCCGGGCGCCUGAACUAAACGAAAUAAAGGCAGAAUACUUAUAUGACGAUCCUGAUGAAGAUCCCUCUGUACCACCUGAAGCUGUUCCAGAGAAUAUGCAACAACCACCACUAAAAGACUCCAAAUAAAUAAAGUCUGAUUAC